AUGUCAAAAGUGUUUGAUCUGAUCGUUAUUGGUGCCGGUUCAGGCGGAUUGGAGGCCGGCUGGAAUGCUGCAGCUCUUUACAAGAAGCGUGUUGCAGUUAUUGAUGUACAAAUGGUACAUGGUCCACCAUUCUACGCCGCACUUGGUGGUACUUGUGUAAAUGUUGGCUGUGUCCCGAAAAAGUUAAUGGUUACUGGAGCACAUUACAUGGAUGAACUUCGUGAGUCAGCCGGCUUUGGGUGGGAAAUGGACAAGUCUUCAAUCAAGGCAAAUUGGCAGAAACUCAUUGCAGCAAAGGAUAAGGCUGUUUUGGAUAUCAACAAGAGCUAUGAAGGUAUGUUUAAAGAGACGGAGGGUCUUGAAUUUUUCUUGGGAUGGGGUUCAUUUGAAUCUAAGAAUGUUGUCGCAGUUCAUGAGACUUCUGAUCCCUCAAGUCCUGUUAAAGAACGCUUGGAAGCGGCUCAUGUACUCAUUGCUACUGGUUCAUGGCCCCAGAUGCCAUCUAUUCCUGGUAUUGAACACUGCAUCAGCAGCAAUGAGGCAUUCUAUCUACCAGAAGUACCACGUCGGGUUCUUACUGUUGGUGGUGGAUUUAUUUCUGUUGAAUUUGCUGGAAUAUUCAAUGCAUACAAACCGGCAGGAGGUAAGGUGACACUUUGCUACCGCAGAGAUUUGAUUCUUCGUGGAUUUGAUAACACUCUACGUGAAGAACUUACAAAACAACUCACAGCUAAUGGUAUUGACAUCAUGACAAAAGAAAAUCCUGCAAAGAUCGAGCUCAACCCAGAUGGCAGUAAACGUGUUACGUUUGAAAGUGGCAAAACAAUGGAUUUUGAUUUAAUUAUGAUGGCAGUGGGUCGUCUUCCUCGUACAUCCACCUUACAACUUGAAAAGGCUGGUGUGGCAACUAAAAAUGGUGCUGUGGAAGUUGAUGAGUUCUCCCGCACGAACGUUCCAAAUAUUUACGCUGUUGGCGAUGUCACACAUCGUAUUAUGCUCACACCAGUGGCCAUCAAUGAAGGUGCUGCCCUUAUUGAUACCAUAUUCGGUAAUAAACCACGCAAAACAGAUCACACACGUGUGGCAAGCGCAGUUUUUUCAAUUCCACCAAUUGGAACAUGUGGUAUUAUUGAGGAAGAAGCUGCAAAGAAGUAUGAAAAGGUGGCAGUAUAUCUUUCUACCUUUACACCACUUAUGCAUAACAUCAGUGGAUCAACGUACAAAAAGUUUGUGGUGAAGAUCAUUACAGAUCACAGUGAUGGAACAGUAAUUGGAGUACAUCUUCUUGGCGAUAGCGCUCCUGAAAUUAUUCAGGGUGUCGGUAUCUGCAUGAAGUUAAAUGCAAAGAUCAGUGACUUCUAUAAUACAAUUGGUGUACACCCUACAAGUGCAGAAGAACUUUGCUCCAUGCGCACACCGUCCUAUUUCUAUCUUAAUGGAAAUAAAGUGGAUACAUUGCCAGAAUCCAGCCUAUAA
Trypanosoma theileri is the source of this 1476-nucleotide messenger RNA. Its product is annotated as putative trypanothione reductase. Gene Ontology annotation, biological process: cellular response to oxidative stress; glutathione metabolic process; cell redox homeostasis. The transcript has a single exon. Bases 1 to 1476 code for a protein of 491 amino acids. NCBI's taxonomy places the organism in Eukaryota, Euglenozoa, Kinetoplastea, Trypanosomatida, Trypanosomatidae. Gene Ontology annotation, cellular component: cytosol; mitochondrion. Gene Ontology annotation, molecular function: glutathione-disulfide reductase (NADPH) activity; flavin adenine dinucleotide binding. The record is from RefSeq and is a predicted model, not a curated record.